AUGCACAGAGCGCAUGUCGCUUCUGCCUUGGGACUGAGUCAUCUGGACAUCUCCAAGUUGCUGAGCUGCAAUCUCCGUUCUCUAUUCCUCCCUAUUCCUCCUCUGCCCCCAACACCCCCACUGCUUGCUUUCGAACAUGACAAUCGACGUCCUUCCCAAGGAUUCACUCGGUUUGUGAUCCUAACCGGGGACUUGAUGGCUGAUUGCCCAGUUCUUGUCACUGGUGCCAGUGGAUACAUCGCGAGUUGGACCAGUCUCUACUUGCUCGAGCAGGGGUUGACCGUGCGCGGCACUACCCGCAAUGACAAAAAGGGCCAGUGGAUGAAGCAAAUGUAUCGCGAGCGUGGUUUUGACAAGUUUGACUAUGUGGUCGUCUCGGACUUGCUCAAUGUGAGUCACUUGAGGGUAGCUGGCGGGGUUGCCAUGCUGACUCUCGCCAAGGACAAUGCCUUCGACGAAGCUGUCAAGGGUGUCGACGCUAUCAUCCACAUGGCCUCUCCAUUCCACUGGAACGUCGAAAAGCCGUCCGACUUUAUCGACAGCGCGGUCGCUGGCACCGUCUGGGCCCUGAAGGCGGCUUCCAAGGAGCCAAAGGUCAAGCGGGUUGUCGUUACCAGCUCCUACGCAUCAAUCCUCGAGAACCGGGAGCCGCUUGGCAGCCACACUUUUACCGAGAAGGACUGGAACCAGCAGUCGAUCGACGAAGUCAACGAGAAGGGUGUGGAUGCCUGGCGUAUGCACUGGUACAGAGCUAGCAAGACGCUGGCUGAGAGGGCGGCCUGGAAGUACAUCGAGGACGAGAAGCCGACCUUCGACCUCGUCACGAUCUGUCCACCCUACGUGCUCGGUCCCAUAAUCCACGAGGCUGCAUCGCCAGAAUCUCUGAACACUUCCGUGGCCAACUGGUAUGCAUUCUUGAGCGGCCAGAAGACCACCGAGGAUGCCGUCGCACCCGCUGGAAUUCUCUGCGAUGUCCGUGAUGUUGCCCGCUGCCAUGUUAAAGGGCUUGUCCUGCCUGAAGCAGGAGGGCAGAGGUUUGGCGUGUCAACGCGUACGUUCACAAUUCAGACCUUGCUCGACAACAUUAUUACCGAUGAGCGCAUCAUGGCCGCUUUCCCAAAGACGGUGCGCGGUGUACCUGGCAAGGAGGUGCCGCCCCAGAACUGGUUCGACUGCUCCAAGUCGCUCAAGGUCCUGAACAUUCAGCCAACGCAUGAAAGCAAGACCGCGAUUGAUAUGACGGAGAGUCUGCUGGAGCGGCAGAAAUCGUGGAACAAGGUGACCGCUGCGUCUUAA
This is a messenger RNA of Apiotrichum porosum, 1296 nucleotides long. RefSeq names its product methylglyoxal reductase (NADPH-dependent) gre2. Gene Ontology annotation, molecular function: oxidoreductase activity, acting on the CH-OH group of donors, NAD or NADP as acceptor. The transcript has 7 exons. Lineage: Eukaryota; Fungi; Basidiomycota; Tremellomycetes; Trichosporonales; Trichosporonaceae. The record is from RefSeq and is a predicted model, not a curated record. Bases 1 to 1296 code for a protein of 431 amino acids.